This is a messenger RNA of Cherax quadricarinatus, 9017 nucleotides long. RefSeq names its product Histone deacetylase 11 (gene HDAC11). NCBI's taxonomy places the organism in Eukaryota, Metazoa, Arthropoda, Malacostraca, Decapoda, Parastacidae. Gene Ontology annotation, molecular function: histone deacetylase activity. Gene Ontology annotation, cellular component: histone deacetylase complex. The record is from RefSeq and is a predicted model, not a curated record.
GAGCCGCACUGCCCGUACAUCUACAAGCAGAGUUCAAUACGGUGUAAGCUGUCAGUGGCUCUUAAAACCCACAACAACAAGAAGGUACAAUGGCAUCUGUUAGCCCUGAGGAAACAGUGGAGAAUGAGGCCAUGCCCAGGGAUCUAGGGGCUGAGAGCAGAUUAUACAUUGAUGCUGGAGCAGACUGUAUUCCAAUUGUGUACCGUGAGGAGUAUAACAUUCAUCUGCUUGGCAUGGAGAGACUGCAUCCAUUUGAUGCAUGCAAAUGGGGUAAUAUAGUCAAGAAUUUAAAGAAGAAGCAACUGUUGAAAGGCAUAAAUCUAGUCACUCCCAAUGAAGCUACAGAGGCAGACCUUAGACUGGUUCACUCAGCUUCUUAUCUAAGAAGUCUUAAGUGGAGUAUCAAUGUAGCUAAAAUAACUGAAGUUGCACCAGCAGCACUUUUACCCAAUAUGGUUCUACAAAAGAGAGUCCUGAAGCCAUUCAGGUAUCAAACUGGAGGGAGUGUUUUGGCUGGAAAACUGGCUGUUGAGCGUGGCUGGUCAAUUAAUGUUGGAGGAGGAUUUCACCAUUGCUGGGGAAAUAAAGGUGGCGGGUUUUGUGCAUACGCUGACAUUACCCUCACAGUGCAUUUCAUCCUCAACCACUAUUCCAACAUUGAGAGAGUUAUGAUCAUCGAUCUAGAUGCACAUCAGGGUAAUGGCCACGAGCGGGACUUCAUGGGACGUAAGGAUAUCUACAUCCUUGAUAUGUAUAACAAGUAUAUAUAUCCUAAUGACACAUAUGCAAAAAAAGCAAUUAGCCGUAAGAUUGAACUUUUUGCAUACACCGAAGAUGAGGACUAUCUUGAAAGAGUUACUACGCAUGUAGAAGGAGCCCUCAAUGAGUUUAAUCCCCAAGUGGUGAUUUACAAUGCUGGAACUGACAUAAUGGAGGGUGACUGUUUAGGUCUCCUCUCUGUUUCCAAACAGGGUAUUAUUGAAAGGGAUGAAAUAGUAUUUCAAAAGGUACGACAGCGAAGUAUCCCAAUUGUCAUGUUAACCAGUGGAGGCUACCAGCGUGUGACAGCAGCUGUUAUUGCAGACUCAAUAGCCAACCUCAACAAGAAGUCACUAAUUGAUAUGUCAUCUCACUAGUGCCCUCAUUCAGGAAGUGUACUGCAGGCUCUACUCUAUUCACUUAAUAUGCUUUUUAUUAUUGGUAUGUACAGCAUUUUAAAUUUUUGUAAUAUGUUUUACCAGGAAUGUGGAUAAAAAAUUUUAGCAUUUAAAAGUAUUGAAUGCACAGCUUUGAAGUGAUAUGAACAUUAUAUAGAUAUAAUAUUACAGUAUAAGAGCUCUAUCACCCUGCUCUUUACUGAAUUUUGCUUCAUACUUAAUAACACUCAUAUUUUAGGAUUUACUUUAUAUAUCCAGUAUAUUGUAUGUGUGUUUGGUUUACACAAACAGGAUACAUAUUAGUACUGCUCCUUUCAAAGAAUGUGUAUAAUUAUAAAUAGUGAAAAUUUGCUAUAGUGUUUUAAGGGAGUGAUUUAGCUCUCACCUCUGCCUUUUUAUAUGUACAUUUUAUACAGUGCUGGUAUAUAAACAGUAUUAUCAAAAUGCAAAAUAAAUAAAAACACACAUACUGUAUAAUCAAAAUGGAAAAUGAAAGUGCAAAAAAUGCUUUUGCUCUUUUGGAAAAAAUAACAAAAAUAUAUAUGCAUCUCAUAUAUACUGUGCAAACUAUACUAUACUGUAUUACCUAUGAGAUGUGUAUCUGCCUUACCUGUCAUUUGAGACAAAAUUGUCAGCUGAUAUUGUGACAAGAUGACUUGCUUUUAUAGCUGCUGUGGUACAAGACAAAGAUGUUAAUAGUUGAUGUAGGUAAGACAAAAUUUAAAACAAGUAUUGAAUCAAGAUGUUGGGUAGCUCAGUGGUAGAGCAUUCAUCUCACAACUGAAAGGACCCAGAUUCAAUCCUGGUUGGGGCAAAAUAUAUUUUGCAAGUCUUUUAACACCUGCUGCUUCAACUCAUCUAGUGGUAAAUAGAUACCUAGGAGUUGGUCAGCUUUUGGGCCACAUCCUUGAGGAUGACCUACCAUAUAUGGGUUCAAGUGGAUAUAAGCCACAUUGCUUGGCAUCCUUUAUUUAUUUUGGGUUUAUAUCUUUCCAGGAUUAAUAAACCAACAUUUUUUUUUACCAUGUAAUUUACAGGCUGUUAUCCUUCCUCAGGUUAUUUCAAAACCCAGUCCUAUCUAAGAUAGGACUGUUUGUCACUCCUUAGGGCAUGACACACAGUAGUCAGUUAACACCUGCUCUAGGUGCCUGUUUAUUAUUCACCAGUAUGUGAACAUAUGACAUCAAUAUAUGUAUAUGUCUCACCCUACUGGCUUUGAUGGGGCUUGAGUUACAGCUUGCCACAGCCAUGUUGGUGUGAGAUUCAUCUAAAAAUCUGCAUUGUGGUCACAGUGGAUCCAUGCUGGGAUACUAAGACAGAAAUAUAACAGUACAGAUGUAUCUAGUUAGAUGAAUUGUUUAGGCUUGCAUGGAACAGUAGUUAACACACUGGCCUGCUGGUUUUAGGACUGGCGUGUCAUGGGAUCAAAUAUCACCCUUUCUGCGUGUUGUUUACAAUUAUGUUAUCACAAUUUCAUGACUCAAGACUUGCAAGUAAUGUCUAGUUUUGGUUUGAGAAUCUCUUAAAAUUAUGGUGACUAUCUCACUAUUACCAGUAGUUGAAUUAUUCUUUUAUUAUACAAUAUUUUAAAAUGCAGGAAGUAGGUGGCUAGUAACCCAUUCUUCUGUAUACAUUACUGUUUUUGGUCACCCUGCCUCAGUGGGAGAUGGCCAAUGCAUUAAAAAAAAAGGGAAUUUUAAAAUGCAAUACUGUAUCAUACUCACAUGAAUUUUGUAUAUAGGAGAGUAUUAACUAGCUGCUUUAGGGAAUGGUGAACCAGAUUGUCAACAAGACCAAAUGAUUCCUUUUCUAAUGGUCCAUUUGUUUUGCACAUUUUUUUAUUUUAAUUUUCUGUUUAGGUGUUGGAUUGAAGAAGACCACCAAAUUAUCCUGGAAGCCAAAUAACUGAUCACCAGAUAAUCAGUUAUCUGUAAUAGGAUUAAUUUAUGUUCAACUAAAUGGUGUGAAAAUAUUGAUCCAUAUUGAAAAGGUCACAUAAGUUCAUUUAUCAUUAACUGUAUAUAAAUAUACUUUAUCUAGGUAGUAGAUUGGUAGACAGCAACCGCCCAGGGAGGUACUACCGUCCUGCCAAGCGAAUGUAAAACGGAAGCCUGUAAUUGUUUUACAUGAUGGUAGGAUUGCUGGUGUCUUUUUAUUGUCUCAUACACAUGCAAGAUUUCAGGUACAUACGUCUUGCUACUUCUACUUACACUUAGGUCACACUUCACAUGCAUGUACAAGCAUAUAUACACAUACCCCUCUGGGUUUUCUUCUAUUUUCUUUCUAGUUCUUGUUUAUUUCCUCUUGCCUCCAUGGGGAAGUGGAACAGAAUUCUUCCUCCAUACGCCAUGUGUGUUGUAAGAGGUGACUAAAAUGCCGGGAGCAAGGGGGCUAGUAACCUCUUCUGUACAUAUUACUAAAUGUAAAAGGAGAAACUUUCAUUUUUUCUUUUUGGGCCACCCUGCCUCAGUGGGAUACGGCCGGUGUGUUGAAAGAAGGAAGAAAUAUACUUUAUAAUACUCAUAAUUUUACUUGACUUUAAUCUUGUAGCAAGGUCAUUAGUUGAUCUUGAGUGCAAUAGAGGUAUAGUUGACAUUAAAGCAUAGCAAGUGGAUGACUUGCAUGGUUAAGCAUCACUGGGUGUGGCCAGUAACUGCAUGGAUGAGUACAUGGAUGUAGUCUUGCCCAUAGUUAGAGCUCCUGAAAACUAAUUUUAUGAAUAAUUUAGUGAAUGGUAGAACUUUGAGUGAUGUGUCUUGUCAUCCUAAAAAUAAAUAAAUAUUAAAUACAUAAAUAUAUACAUUACAGGUAGUAGGUUGGUAGACAGCAACCGCCCAGGGAGGUACUACCGUUCUGCCAAGUGAGUGUAAAACGAAAGCCUGUAAUUGUUUUACAUGAUGGUAGUAUUGCUGGUGUCCAUUUUUCUGUCUCGUAAACAUGCAAGGUUUCAGGUACGUCUUGCUACCUCUACUUACACUUAGGUCACACUACACAUACAUGUACAGGCAUAUAUAUAUACACACCCCUCUGGGUUUCUUCUAUUUUCUUACUAGUUCUUGUUUUUGUUUAUUUCCUCUUACCUCCAUGAGGAAGUGGAACAGAAUUCUUUCUCUGUAAGCCAUGCGUGUUGUAUGAGGUGACCAAAAUGCCAGGAGCAUGGGGCUAGUAACCCCUUCUGUAUAUAUUACUAAAUGAAAAAGGAGAAACUUUCGUUUUUCCUUUUGGGCCACCCUGCCUCGGUGGGAUACGGCCGGUGUUGAAAGAAAGAAAGAAGAAAUAUAUACAUACAUAAAUAAAUAUACAGUAUAUAUAAAUAAAGAUACAGUCCAGCCUAGAUUGUAUGAUUGGGCAUACAUACAAAUACAUACCGGUAUAUAUUUUAUUUUUCACUUGUAUUUCACUUGAACUGAGGCAUACAUGGCUUGACUUGUAAAUACCAUAUGAAUGGUCAACAAAACCUCUUGAGUGCUCAUCAUCAUCAUCAUCAUCAUCAUCAUCAUCAUCAUCAUCAUCAUCAUCAUCAUCAUCAUCAUCAUCAUCAUCAUCAUCAUCAUCAUCAUCAUCAUCAUCAUCAUCAUCAUCAUCAUCAUCAUCAUCAUCAUCAUCAUCAUCAUCAUCAUCAUCAUCAUCAUCAUCUCAUCAUCAUCAUCAUCAUCAUCAUCAUCAUCAUCAUCAUCAUCAUCAUCAUCAUCAUCAUCAUCAUCAUCAUCAUCAUCAUCAUCAUCAUCAUCAUCAUCAUCAUCAUCAUCAUCAUCAUCAUCAUCAUCAUCAUCAUCAUCAUCAUCAUCAUCAUCAUCAUCAUCAUCAUCAUCAUCAUCAUCAUCAUCAUCAUCAUCAUCAAUAAUAAUACUGCCUAGUUUCCCCACUUCCCUGGAGUGAAGGGAAGUGGAUGGGUGAGAAUGGGGGUAACUUUAUUGACAUAGAAGUGGAUGGGAAGGAGAAAGAGGGGUGGGGUGGUAUUAAAUGGGGAUUUGGGAUGCUGUGGGUUAUGUGAAGAUGUUACCUGGAGGUUGUUUUGGGAAUCAGUGUCCUCCAGUCCCAGAGCAGGCCUCCUGAUGGAUGGUGUGAUCAGCCAGACUUGGUGCUAGCCACACACAGGCCCUUGUAUGUACUAUAUAUGUACUGGUUAUCAGGAGGAUGGUAAGGGGGAAAAGGAAAUACAUUAAUAUCCUACUUUGCCAUAUCUCUUGUGUGUGAGCUCUGGUAUGAUGGCCUCUAGAAUGAAGCCUCUGGUGUCUCUCUCUCUCUCCACUCAGCUGCCUUACACACUGGUGGAAUCCUUAUGGAUCAUAUUUCUCCAAUUCCCUGUUUAUGCUCAUUUGGCUGCUAAUAAAAUCACUAAGGGUUCUUCCACCACUUAUGCUAUAUUAUAUUAUAUUUUUGAGCUGGGUUUUUGACAAUGAACAGUUGCUCUUUCUUAUGCAUGCUUCACUCAGAAUUACUUAUUCAGUUUUUUCCUACAGUAAUUGUUUCCAGUAAAAGCAACCAGAUCUGGCAGGACACCACUUCUAGGUCUGGUGUCUUGUGUUUUUUGGUUUUAUGUAUGGUAUCUGUCUUACCCGUUUUAGGUUUUGUGUAGCAGCACCUUUCCUACCUGCUAUGAAUUAUGAAUAUGUAUUUACACCUGUCCUAACUGCCACAUCAGGAACAUCAUAUAUAUGUACAUUACAUCUCUUAGGUAGAAUACUGUAUAGCUUCUGGUUGAAAAUUAAAUGGUACAGUGACUAUUUUUUUGUGAAAUUGAAAAGAAAUGGAGACUAUAAAGGAAGAACCCUUGUACUGUUUAAUUUACUGCCAGAAAAGAUACUUGUAGGACAAGUGUUGCUAUACAACCUACAAUGGGGUGAAUACAAAAUUGUAUCCCAUAUGAGAAGGGUGCCUUCAGUGAUAAUAAUUAGGGAAAUGAAGAAUUAUUCUGAGUUGAAAUAUACAUGAGAAAAGGGAACUGUGUAUAUUCAAAGCCAAAUAAAAAAAACAGUACAUUACAAGUGUAGUCUUCAUUAUUGUUCAGUUUUACCCUAAAAUAUGAGUAACCCCUAUAUUACUCAUGAGAUAUAUGGUAUGAGUCUUGUAGUAUUUGUUUAGUUUCAGAUUAGAAAAUUUUUAUUUUGUAUUAUUUUUUGUGUAUAUUUUUUUAGAUACUAUAUAAAAUUUGAUAGUGAAUAAAUGUUAUAUAAUGUAAUUUGUUAAAAUUUAAUAAUUAUUUAAUAACUUUUUGUAAAUUGUAGACUUUUAAUCCUGGAGACAAUAGACGAAUCUUAAUGUAGAAUUUUUAUAGAAUAACACAGCUAUAAUUCUAGCACUGUACAUUAGUCUUUCUAUGAUAUAUUGUAGUGAGGCAUGUAAAUAUUGUUGACUUCUUUAAAAAAUUAUUUUAAUAUAAAUAGAUGUAGUGUAUAUAUUUACAUAAAAGUUUAGAAGCUUGCAUAAUACUGUAUUUUCUAAUGGGAUUGCUACUCUCAAAUCAGCAUUUCUUAAGUUGUUAUAAUAACUAAAUAUAAUGGGCAAUGAGUUUAGUCAAAACAAAAGAUCUGAGUGAUUUUUGUGAUUUAUUCCUUUUUAGAAAUGUUCCAUGCUGGACCAGUUUUGCUCUCUGGUAAUGGGGGAUUAUUUUCAUUGUCAGGGGAUAUGGGAAAAUUUUUGCCUGAUGUGAGUCUGUCAUGUGAUGAACUAUUCUGUGGAGUGUUUGUUUUCCAAGAGAAGAUACUUGAUGUGAAUGAGGGGCUUUUGAUCUAAGGAGCUGGACCUAACCUUCCCAUCCCUAGAUUCAACCUGAUUAUCCUUGCUCUGCCAGGUGCAUUCCUCCCAUGAAUGUGAUAAUAAUUUUGGUCAUUUGAAAAGAGGCCUUCUGCUAGCUUACCAGGUCACCACAUAAAAAAUUAAAUAAUCGGUGGGAAUCGGCCAGUGUGAUAAAAAAAAAAAAAAUGUGACAUUUCAACCGAAGUUAUGUGUGGCAUUGCAUACCUUAUUUCUCAAAGAAGAGUAAAAUAGUAAUUACUCUGAGCUAGGCAACAUACCCAGUAUAUUGCUGACAGUAUUUAAAUAUCAGUCUAAAAAUACAUUAAUGUCUUGAUAGGACAUAAGGGGUAAGCUAAUGGAUUUUUUGUAAUGAGAUUGUAAACAGGCAAUCUAUACACAUAGAUAUAUACAUGUAAUGGUUCAGUCCUUGUCAUACUAAUACAUAGUAAAUCUGAUAGUUAGUUAUUAGUUAUGUUGUAUACUUUUAGUAAUAUUUCACCAAAAGUAUGGGCCAGUAGGCCUUCUGCAGUGUUUCUCCAUUCUUAUGUUCUUAUAUUAUGGCAGUGUAAAGCAUGUACUAUAGAAUCAUUUGAAGUUAAUAGCAAAAGAUACAAGAAAUAUCUGAAGCAUUUUACUAAUACUGGAGUAACUUACUGUUGAAGCUCUAGUUACAUUACUGAGAAUGUCAUAAUUAUUACACUUAUGAUGAUCAACUUAUUCAUGGCAUUGAGAUAACAGUGCAAAAUAUAAUCCCCCCAAAAUAUUUUUCAUAUAUGGUUUACUUAAAAAAGUGCUGUGCAUAAUUAUGGGCUUUCAGCAAUGAAAAUAAGCAGUGUUUUUACACAUUCUUGUAAUGUAACUUCAUGGAAAAUAUUUAUUGUCUUUUAUUUUUAAUUAUUUUGAAUAGUAACAAGAUAUGUAAACCCUACAGGUUAUUCUAAGAAUUUACUACAAAUUUUUUUUGAAGUAUUAAAUGAAGGGAUGUACAUAUUUAUGAAGUUGAUUACUUAAUUUUAUCCAAGAAACUAUAAUAGAUAUAACAGGUCUAACCUGUGUCUCGUUGUUUAAUAUUUUGUGUAAUUGUCUUAACUUACUGUUUAGUAAAGUACUGAUGCUUGACGUUCCUUGACUAUACAGUUCAGUUGUAGAGAUGCUUACUUGACGAAUGAGAAUAAUGUGAUUUGAAUUCUCUAUCCUUCUGUUACUCAUAUGCAGUAUACAGUAUAAGUUAUAUGAUUUUAAAAUUUCAAGUCUCUCCAUAACAGAUCAAAUUUACCUGCUUUAUGGAAACUGUGAUAUAGAUUUUAAAAUACACAUAUAUUCAUACUUUGCUUGUAAAAGUAGCUAAAAACUAUAGUGCCUAAACUCAAUUUGUAAAGGUGUGUAUGUGCCUAGUUAUAUCAAAUAUAAAAAAAGGAAUUUCAUACUAGUUAUGGUACUCUAAUUAGAUGUAAUUGAGGCUGCUUAUGUACAAUUAAUUGGAACAGUAACUCGUAUAUUUUUAGUUUGUUCUUGCUAAGAAAAGUUGCACAAAGUAUUUUGAAAUUUCCUGUUAUACAUUUAGAUUAUCAUGCAUGCAUUUCCCAGUACUAACUGAUCUGGGGAGUUAUUAAAGUAGCUCAGGGAUGAGUGGAUUUACUAAUCAGUUAGAUUUGAUUAAAAGCUUAAAUACAGCACUUCAUUGUAGUUUCAUAUAAUACUUACACACAACAUUAUUAAUGUACGCAAUUUUUUAAUCAGUAUCAAUGUUCUUUCUUUUAUAGUAAAUGUUAUUUAAAAACAAGUGUUUUUGUAGAUUAUAAUUCUUAGAAUGUUAACAAUAAUGAGUAGCAAAUAUCAAAUUAUUUUUUAUAGAAAAUCUUGUAAGCAUUUUAUAUCUCAAACAACUUUUUUUUUUUCUGGCAUACAUAGUACAUUUUAAGCUAGUUUCUUGACUCAAGCUUCUCUGCACUUUAAACUUCGUUCUUUCCCUCUUAAGAUAAUUGAUUCUUCCAUACUGAGAUAUCUGGCUCAUGUAUAUUCAUGAGCUGUAUAGUGUUGUGUCACUUCACUCAAUUCUGUUGCACAUUUGUCCUACCAGUUAAUUCUUUCUUCACAAUAAAUAUUGUUAUAUUAAAGGGA